Messenger RNA from Geodia barretti, 229 nucleotides. NCBI's taxonomy places the organism in Eukaryota, Metazoa, Porifera, Demospongiae, Tetractinellida, Geodiidae. The record is from the annotation of a GenBank genome assembly.
ACACCGCCCAAACUCGAUCCUAGUUCAGCCAUUUCGUGUCGACACAGAGAAAGUGGGAAACAGUAGCAUGUGGAGAUCAACGCUGCUCCUGGCCGUGUUGGCUGGGUGCUCGAUGUUCCGCGGAGCUCUCUCUCAGAGUGUGGAUGACUGUACAGCCACGGUGCAGAUUGUUGGUACAACGAACCAGAUAGAUAUUCCACUAGGAACUGUCUGUGUGGAAUGUGUUGUC